ACAACAUCACAAGAAAAGUCCGGUCUUCGGAGUUCACCCUUUCAACCUACCUUGACCCUUGUCCCAUAUUGAGUAGCGCAUGUCUCGGUAGACUUGAGCCGAACCUCCCCCAAGUCCCCCUCACAUACCCCGCUCCUAUCUUGGGAUUAAAACCAUCCCAUCGCAUCACCACUUGCACUUACCUUGCCUCGGCAUUAUCAUCAUCAUCCGGACUUACCAAGUCAAGCAACUUAAAGACCACCACCUCUUCAGCCUCAACCACCUCCUCAACUACCCUUCCCGUCACCCUCACCCAACACAGCAAGCAAGACAACUGACCACCACCACCAACACCAACAUGUCCUCCCAACCCCCACCCCUCACCCAACCAACCACCACCACCUCCUCGCCCGACAUGUACACCACCUCCUCGGCCUUCUUCGAAGCCCUCUUCUCCGCCGGCGUGUCCCACGUCUUCGUCAACCUGGGUUCCGACCACCCGUCCAUCAUCGAAGCCAUGGUGCGCGGCAAGAACGACCCAGCCAACUUCCCGCGCAUCAUCACCUGCCCCAACGAAAUGGUAGCCAUGUCCAUGGCGGACGGGUACGCGCGCUUGACAGGUCAACCACAGGCUGUGAUUGUGCACGUGGACGUGGGCACGCAGGGGUUGGGUGCUGCUGUUCACAAUUCCAGUGCUGGUAGAGCGCCGGUGCUGGUGUUUGCGGGGAUUUCGCCAAUUACGAUUGAGGGAGAGCUGAGAGGGUCCAGGACCGAGUAUAUCCAUUGGAUUCAGGACGUGCCGGAUCAGAAGCAGAUUGUGGGGCAGUAUUGUCGGUAUGCGGCGGAGCUGAAGACGGGGGUGAAUGUCAAGCAGAUGGUGAAUAGGGCGUUGCAGUUUGCUAAGAGUCAGCCGCAGGGUCCGGUGUACCUGUGUGGAAGUAGGGAGGUGAUGGAGAUGGAGAUCCCCAAGUAUGAACUGAACCAGGCACACUGGAAGCCGGUUGAGCUGGGGGCUUUGUCUAAGGGGGCGGUGCAGGAGAUGGCGGGUGCGUUGGCCGGUGCUAAGAAGCCGCUUGUGGUUACCGGGUAUGCGGGCAGGAACCACGCUAUCCCGCAGGCACUGGUGGAGUUGGCCAACACGGUCAAGGGAUUGAGGGUGUUGGAUACCGGCGGCAGUGAUAUGUGUUUCCCCGCCGAUCAUCCGGGCUGGUUGGGGUUGAGGUUUGGCAACGAUCAGUCCGUGGCGGAGGCGGAUGUCAUUCUUGUGUUGGACUGUGAUGUGCCGUGGAUCCCGACACAGAUCAAGCCGAACAAGGAGGCCAGGAUCUUCCAUGUGGACGUCGAUCCCCUGAAGCAGGUCAUGCCCGUGUUCUACCUAGAGGCGGAGGCGAGGUAUAGAGCUGAUCCGUUGACAGCUGUGGAGCAGUUGACGGAGAAGCUGAAGACUGACCAAGAGCUGAAGAAGCAGCUGGAGGGCGAAGAGCGCGAGAAGAGGUGGAAGGAGCUCCAGGCCCAACACAGGCAGAAGCUGGAGGAGAUUGCCGAGAGAGCAAAGCCUCUGGAGAACGGAGAGUAUGGCACUGGUCACCUGUGCAGGAGGUUGAGGGCUUUGUGCCCCGAGGAUACCGUAUGGGCUAUUGAGGCUGUUACCAACACGCUGUUUGUGCACGAUAACCUCCAGCCUACGCUGCCUGGGUCGUGGAUCAACUGCGGUGGUGGUGGUCUUGGUUGGUCUGGCGGUGGUGCCCUGGGUAUCAAGCUGGCUACUGAGGUCGAGGCCAAGGCCAAGGGAGGGAAGGGCAAGUUCGUGGUGCAGAUUGUUGGCGAUGGGACCUUCCUGUUCUCGGUGCCGGGAAGUGUGUACUGGAUCUCCAAGAGAUACGGCAUUCCCGUGUUGACCAUUGUUUUGAACAACAAGGGAUGGAACGCCCCUCGUCGGUCUCUGCUCCUGGUCCACCCCGACGGACUCGGGUCCAAGGCUUCCAACGAAGACAUCAAUAUCGAGUUCAACCCAUCGCCUGAUUAUGCGGGUAUCGCCAAGGCGGCUGCGGGUGGUGAUUUGUUUGCGGCUAGGGUUGACAACACGGCGGAUCUGGAUCGGGUGUUGAAGGAGGCCAUUGCCGCGGUGGAGGGGGGACAGAGUGCCGUGGUGGACUGCAAGGUGGUCAUGGGAUCUUAGUUUGUUUUGGACGAGCUUCAAAAUCGUAUCCACGUGUUUCUCAGAGCCCGGAGCGUGUGGUUGAUGGUGGAUUGGAUCUGUUGUACGAGAAGCGACGUCGUCGUCCGUCUCUUGGCACCGGCGAUUCGUCGAAUCUCUGGAGAGUUUUCGUUCGGUGGCAUGUUUGG
Messenger RNA from Neurospora tetraspora, 2325 nucleotides. RefSeq names its product thiamine pyrophosphate enzyme, N-terminal TPP binding domain-containing protein. The transcript is spliced from 2 exons. The coding region runs from base 338 to 2158 and encodes 606 amino acids. The record is from RefSeq and is a predicted model, not a curated record. Gene Ontology annotation, biological process: L-valine biosynthetic process. Gene Ontology annotation, molecular function: magnesium ion binding; acetolactate synthase activity; thiamine pyrophosphate binding. NCBI's taxonomy places the organism in Eukaryota, Fungi, Ascomycota, Sordariomycetes, Sordariales, Sordariaceae. Gene Ontology annotation, cellular component: acetolactate synthase complex.